Molecule: messenger RNA, 2198 nt
Organism: Anneissia japonica
Lineage: Eukaryota; Metazoa; Echinodermata; Crinoidea; Comatulida; Comatulidae
Product: pyroglutamylated RF-amide peptide receptor-like
Exons: 6
Coding region: 277-1230 (317 amino acids)
Biological process (GO): G protein-coupled receptor signaling pathway
Cellular component (GO): plasma membrane
Molecular function (GO): G protein-coupled receptor activity
Source: RefSeq, a predicted model, not a curated record
AGUCGGAGAGAAAAGAAGGUGUAAAACUUCUUGAAAAUUGAGAUUAGAAUAGUAACACUCGAAUAUUAAAAAUAGACUUCAGAAUAUCAAGAAUCAACACAAAAGAUACAAGCAAAUGAAUACAAUACAGGCUUGAACGUGCCACUUCUAUUAAAUGAUUCGGAACUGAAUUGGGAUUAUGAAUUCGUCAAGACAGAUAAUACUUGGGGCAAAAUACUCACCUGGUGCAUUUAUACAACAGUGUUUGUUACUGGAUGUAGUGGAAACAUCCUCGUUAUGGUUUUCAUACAUCAGUGUCGACAGCUAAAAGGCGCACCAGCGAUGCUUUUAGUGAGCCUAGCAGUGGCUGACUUUUUAGUGUGUAUUAUAAUAGUUCCCUCGGAGGUUUACUUAUACAAUGUUGAAUACAACUUGGGACCGUUUACUUGCCGAAUCUUCGCCUUUUUAAAUCAACUUGUAUUCACAAUCUCUUCGUUCACUCUAACACUCAUCAGUAUCGAGAGGUUGUACGUUAUAAAACACCCUUUUCAGGCGCGUGCCGUUAUUACAAGAAGACGGGCUAGGUUUAUGAUUGUCGGGAGUUGGUUGAUCGCUGUGUUGUGCUCGAUACCAAACGCAUACAGGCAGGAACAUAUGAUUCAUGUCCAAGGAAUAAAACAAAAGGCAGUGUGUAUUCCUAGCACUAUGCAACCUUGGAAAAAAUUGAACGCCAUAUUCGAUUUCUUGGUUAAAUUUACAAUCCCCGUACUUAUCAUGGCGAUCUCGUACUCAGUCGCUGUUGUAAUUCUCUACAAGAGUACGAGACAGAGCGAACAGUUACAGAGUAUGAACAUGCUAAAUAACAAGACUCGCACCAAUGUGGCAACAAAAACUGAAAUUACCGAUUUGACUAUAAAACCGAUCAAAAGUAAAGCAAAGAAAACUAAAUCGGAAAAACAUCAGGACGAAAGAAAUCAGACAAUCGUUAUGCUUCUUAUUGUUGUUCUGCUGUACUUUAUAACUUGGGGACCAUUUAUGGUAUACCAACUCAUGCGUCGUUUCGACGUUUUUGGUGCACACUAUUAUUUUCAUCCAAGGCUUAUCUUCACAACACUGAAGAUGCUAGGAAUAGGAAACAGUUGUAUCAAUCCAUUUGUCUACGUGUUUACCUUAAAGAGUUUUCGAUCAACCAUAACAACAACUUUGUGUUUCCAUAAAGGACCGAAUUCGACGAAGAAGAGAAUUGUAUGAUAAGGAAAAAUGUUUUAGUAAGAUAAAAUUAAUGAUCACCGUUUUACGAGGAGUAACUUCAAGUCAUUUAAAUGAUGUGUAAACAUAAGUAUAAAGAAACAUCUAAAUUUUCUUGCUAGUCAGAUUGGUUCCAACAAAAAAGGUUUUGCAGCUUGAUAAAAAGUAAGCACAAGUCAAGCCAUUAUCCUUCUGUUAUGUCUCAUAAAGGCACAUCAUCCGUACAAUCAAGUUAUGACCAGGCUGCAGUGUUUAAUUCAUUUUUUUAGACCUCAUAAUCAGGGAAGAUCUGGUAAUGCGUAGUCUUCCUGGUUAUGAUGUCGACAAGUCGACAUUUCUGGUGGAACAAUAUGUUGUUUAAACGGGAACUCUUGAAUGUUAACAUUCACAAAGCUACAGGUUAUGAUCAGAUAAACAACAUCAUUCUUAAGAAUAGGCUUCUGUUUUAAAUUAUCCUUUUACCAAAAAUUUUCAGUUGUUAUUAGACUCCAAAAAUUCCCAUGGCUUUGUUCCGAGAAGGUCCUGUCAAACCAACUUUGCACUGCUUCUUGCUACAGCAUACAAAGUUAUCGAUAGCAAGAAGCAGUGUGAUGUGAUUUACACAGACUUCUCAAAGGCUUUUGAUUCUGUUUAUUUUGAAUUACUUUUUAAAAAAAAUAUUUAAGUUUGGUUCUUCUGAAUCCUUAUUUAACUGGUUUAAUGAUUGUUUAACUGACCGUAAGCAACGUAUAUGUUAUUGAAGACAAUCAUCGGAGUGGUUACCAGUCAUUUUUUGGGUACCACAGGGUCUUAGUUUCUUUAUUUAGGCGUACCCGAAAUAGAAGAUUUUUAAAUCCACCUUCAGUUGUGUUGAUGUUACAUGUAGAGGUUUACUUAAACGUUUAUGUGAUAGUUAUAAUAAGUUUUUUUAUGUCUAAUACUGAUAUUGAUAUUUUUUGGCAGUUUAAGUGUUUUUAAAUCAAGGGGUUAGG